Funneliformis mosseae is the source of this 1584-nucleotide messenger RNA. Lineage: Eukaryota; Fungi; Glomeromycota; Glomeromycetes; Glomerales; Glomeraceae. The record is from the annotation of a GenBank genome assembly.
AUGGGAACUCUUGAAAGACCAUUUUCUUCUUCUAUUCAAUCUUAUUCACAAAAUGACUCUCACUUAUCAACGUCUCAACAAUCUUCCGCACCUACAUUUUAUGAAUCAAGAAACGAACGAAGAUUGUUUGGACAUCCUCAUAUAUACCCACCUCCAUUUCCUCCUUCUAGAGCGAGAGACAGCAUUGAUACUAAGCAAAGUAUUAGUUUGUUAAAUUCGAAUUUAGGUUCUGACGAUAGUUCUGGAACAAAACGAGUGAAUAAAACUCAUGUUCCUAGCGCCUGUGUCAACUGUAAGAGAGCACACCUUGCAUGUGACGAUCCGCGUCCGUUACCUCCUAGAAACCCUGUGCACCAGCCUCGUCAUCAACCUUCAUACAAUGUAAAAUCACCAAAACUCAUUAAACAUAGUCCCAUCAUUACAAUGUUUUUGACAGUCGACAACGUUUCCUGUGCAAGAGUUUCGGAAGAAUGUCUUGGCAUUAUGGGAUAUUACCCGUUAGAAUUAUUGCAUAAAUCCUUAUAUAAUUACGUGCAUGCUCAAGACAUCGAAAGGGUACAAAAAUUGGUUUCUUCGUUAUACGAGGAUGCGUAUCGGUAUUGUCAAGCAUCCCAAUAUUCAUCAUCUAAUAAUACCCCCGUCACAUCCGAAGAUCCAGGAUUUUCACAAAUCAGCCCAGAAAUUUUACAACAUCCAGCUUCUAGGGGUCCAAUAAAUGACGUAUCUGAUUUGAUACACAUGAGACAAAGAAUAGGUCAAUAUGAUUUGUAUGAUGUAAGAAUGUAUUUUGGUGGUGGUCUCGGUGCAAAUUUGGCACGUAAAGAAACUUGGAAUAAAUUGUAUAUUGUGGGACGUUUCACUCGUGUCAAAAUUGGAACUUGCUUAACAAACGACGGGUCUAAUUACGUUCAACCAAGAAAUUCAGUUGCUGGAGGUUUUUCGACAUCAAACACAUCACCUUCAAAUAUCCCAAUUGAUCCCGAGCUAUUAAAUAUGCAUCAUAAUCACAUUGGUCCGUCCGGUUCGAGUUUAGGUGUUGGAAGAUCGGGUCUUAUAAGUCCCGUUUUGUCACCAAGAACUCCUGAAAUCGUUCCAGCACCUUUAUAUGAUGACUUACACCCUAUACCGAAUUAUACUUUCGGUCACAAAAAACCUCUUCACCCUCAUUCUUCGUACGAUCAUUUUUCACAAGAUCGUCGUUCGCAGGAUCAUCGUAACGUUUCUGAAACUUAUACUCCAUCUUAUUCACGUACAAAUCCAAAUAUUCCUCGACAUGAACCUCUUUAUUUACCCUCUUCAUCGAUGCCAGUCUAUUCAUCUUCAGGAUCACAAUCCUCAUCGUUAUUCGAAAGGCGCUCUUCGGCGUUUAAUAUGGUCAGGCCAUCUCCAAUCGAUGGUUCCUUAUCUUAUUACAGCGAAGCCGAUAAACAUUCAACAUACAUCAAUCGAUCAAAUCUAAAAGACGUGAUUGUUUCUUCUAUACCAAGAGCAUCAUCUUCACGUGUGGGCACAGUUCGAGAAGAAUGUUCUUCAACAAGGAUGAGCGGUUAUGUUGGUAUACUCGCAAUGGGAUGUGAUUUAUGA